AUGUCGGCAGAUUGGGUAGCAACUGUUGCCCUAGGCAUCCUUGCCAAAAACAGUGGAGAUUUUAAAAAUAGUUAUUCCAAAUCCAACCACCUGCUCCAAGCAUUUUGGGCACCGUUCCUUCUUCUACACCUUGGUGGCCCAGACACUACCACCGCUUACUCUUUAGAAGACAAUUACUUGUGGUUAAGACAUUUUCUUGGGAUGCUUGUCCAAAUCUUCAAGCACCAAGCAAUUCAGAGAUCCUUGCUCUCUGAUCCUAAUCCUGGACCUGAUUACGCUAAUUAUGUGGAAGCAUUUGAAUCCACCAUUGUGGAGCCCGAUUCACUUGAUGAAGCAAGGGUUGUGCAGCCAGAAAUAAUCGAUCCUGGGAUUGAUUAUCUGUAUUUAGCUCAUUACCUUUUCAAGAGGUUCCAAUAUCUCUUUGCAGAUCUUAUCCUCGGAAUUAAUGAGCGAAUCGAUUGCUACGAAAUUAUUCACAAGAAGUCACCUGAAGACGCCUUCAAGCAGAUAGCAGAUGAGCUUGGAUUCAUGUACGAUGUGCUCUACACCAAGGCGACUAUAGCUUGUUCGAAGACAGGAAUAAUUCUCAGGUUCAUCAGCUUCUUUUCUGCGAUAUCUGUAUUAGUUGCCUUCUUUCUCAUCAUUGAUAAGCAUGCUCUCCCGUCAGUUGACAUUAUUAUAACUUACUUCUUGAUAAUUGGAGCUCUUGUUAUUGAUGUUUACGGAUUCAUCCUACUCAUUUUCUCUGACUGGACAAAGCUUUGGUUGAUCAAGAACGCAAAUCCACUCACUAAUCUCAUUCGUCUUGUUACUUCUCCUUUUGAGUUACUUUUAACUAAACGUAAGAGGUGGUCAGGAUCCAUGGCACAAUACAACCUAAUUAGUACUUGCUUGAAGCCAGCCAAAUGUCUCGCAAUUCAGAAGUUAUUUGGCAUCCACGAAACAUUAGAGAAGUACUGCUACAGAACUUGGAAGACCAUUGAUGUUAGUUUGCAGAAAUCGAUCUGUAAGCAGCUUUGGGAGAAAGGUAAUCAAAUUAAGCACCAUAAAUUUGACAUACAAAAGUGCAAGCAACUAAUGGGUCAGAGAGGUGAUUAUGUACUUGAAAAAAAGGGCUUUCUUAAAGACUUUCAGUGGUGUACAACUGAUGUAGAAUUCGACCAUAGCCUCCUUCUUUGGCAUAUUGCUACUGAUCUCUAUUACCAUGAUGUAGCAGAAGGUUUUGACAGAAAUAAAGAGGUCUAUCAGAUAAGCAAAUGGUUGUCAGAUUACAUGUUGUAUCUUCUAGUUUUAUGUCCAUCUAUGUUGCCCAAAGGUAUUGGUGAGAUAAGGUAUAGAGAUACGUGUGCUGAGGCUCGGAGAUUUUUCAAACAAAGAAGAAUGGUGAUAUCCAAAGAAAAUAAUGAAGCUUACAAGAAAUUGCUCGAGGUGAAUACUAAUGUCCCAAUGGAAAAAAUAAAAGGCAACAGAAGUCAAUCUGUGCUAUUUUAUGGAUGUAAGCUUGCUAAGCAAUUGAAAUCGUUGGAAAGACAAGAUGAAGUAUGGGAGAUGAUUAGUCAAGUGUGGGUGGAAAUGUUGACAUAUAAUGCAAGCCGUUGCCAAUGGAAAGAACAUGGUCAACAGCUUAGAAAAGGAGGAGAACUUCUCACUCAUGUUUGCCUCCUUAUGGCACAUCUUGGCUUAAGUGAUCAAUAUCAAAUUCAGAAGGACUACAUUAACAGCCGGGACUCCUCAUUCCUAGAUGAAUUAUUCAGUAAUAAGUGUUUCUUGUGCCUUCUUGGUUGUACGUUAUGCACUGAGCAUUUGGUUUGA
Pistacia vera is the source of this 1812-nucleotide messenger RNA. RefSeq lists its product as uncharacterized. The record is from RefSeq and is a predicted model, not a curated record. The coding region runs from base 1 to 1812 and encodes 603 amino acids. Lineage: Eukaryota; Viridiplantae; Streptophyta; Magnoliopsida; Sapindales; Anacardiaceae. The transcript has 2 exons.